Messenger RNA from Lachancea fermentati, 1986 nucleotides. NCBI's taxonomy places the organism in Eukaryota, Fungi, Ascomycota, Saccharomycetes, Saccharomycetales, Saccharomycetaceae. The record is from the annotation of a GenBank genome assembly.
AUGACGGAACCGCACGCGCAGGACGCCGCGGACGCGGCCCCAGACGUGGCCGCGGCCAAGGCCGCGGCAGCGGCGCCCGCGGCGGCGCCCGUGGCGCCGCCCACGGCGCCGCCCUCCGAGUCCGGCGCCGAGCAGCCCGAGACGCUAGCCGCCGAGGCGCCGUCGCCGGCGGCUAACGGCGCCAGCGGCGGCGCGCCCGCAGCCGACCCCGCGCCCCCCACAGACCCGCCCAUGGGCUCCCUCCCGGCGGACGUUACCCCCGCCCCCGCUCCGCCCCGGAAGCCCGACAUGCACAACCUGCCGGCCAACCCGCUGCCCAAGCACCAGGCCAAGCACGCGCUCACGGCCGUCAAAGCCGUCAAGCGCCUCAAGGACGCGCGCCCAUUCCUGCAGCCCGUGGACCCCGUCGCCCUCAACAUCCCCCUCUAUUUCAACUACAUCAAGCGCCCCAUGGACCUCUCCACCAUCGAACGCAAGCUCAACGCCAACGCCUACGAGACCCCCGAGCAAGUCACCGACGACUUCCGUCUCAUGGUCCGCAACUGCGCGCAGUUCAACGGCGCGCAGUCCGUGAUCGCCCAGAUGGGCCGCAACAUCGAGGCCUCGUUCGAAAAACACAUGCUCAGCAUGCCCGCGCGCGACGCGCCGCCGCAGCCGCGCGCCAAGCGGCGGCGGUCGGAGCUCGACACGCCCGUCGUAAUCCGUCGCGCAGAAACGCACAACGGCCGCCCCAAGCGCGAGAUCCAUCCGCCCCGGUCCAAGGACAUCUACCCGUACGAAAGCGCCAAGCCGCGCUCCAAGAAGUACCAGAACGAGCUCAAGUUCUGCCAGCAAGUGGUCAAGGAGCUCAUGUCCAAGAAGUUGUCGUCGUUCAACUACCCGUUCCUCGAGCCCGUGGACCCCGUCGCCCUCAACUGCCCCACGUACUUUGAUUACGUAAAGCAGCCCAUGGACCUCGGCACCGUCAACCGCAAGCUCAACAACUGGGAGUACGAGAACGCAGACGAGGUCGAGCGCGACAUCCGCCUCGUGUUCCAGAACUGCUACGCCUUCAACCCGGACGGCACCAUCGUCAACAUGAUGGGCCACCGCCUCGAGGACGUGUUCAACGCGCGGUGGGUCGACCGCCCGGUCACUCCGGACGAGGACUCCGACGACGACGAGCGCGCCGACUCCGACUACUCCAGCGACGACGCGCCCGCCGACGAGGACGUCGACGAGAGCCUCAUCACCAACCCGGCCAUCCAGUACCUCGAGCAGCAGCUCGAGCGCAUGAAGGUCGAGCUCCAGCAGCUCAAGAAGCAGGAGCUGGAGCGCAUCCGCAAGGAGCGCCGUCUCGCGCGCGGCGGCAAGCGCCGCCGCGCCGGCAAGAAGCGUGCCCGCACGGGCGCCGGCUCUGCCGGCACCGGCGGGUCCGGCGGCGCGGGCUCUGGUAGUACCGGCUCUGGCGGCUCUGGCGCGGGCAAGAAGCGCAAAAACAAGCUCAAGACCGUCGUCACCUACGACAUGAAAAAGGUGAUUUCCGAGCGCAUCAACGACCUGCCGCAGUCCAAGCUGGAAAAGGCGGUCGACAUCAUCCGCAAGUCCAUGCCCGACAUCGGCAAAGACGACGAGGUGGAGCUGGACAUCGACAUGCUCGACAAUAUGACCAUUCUAACGCUGUACAACACUUUUUUCCGCGAAUACGCGACCGCCAACGGCAACGGCGCCUCGAUCGACGAAGAGCUCGCUCGUGGCAACUCUCUUUCCCCAGGGUCUGCCUCGAUGGGCUCGUCGCGCAAGCUCAACCGCAGAAGAAGCAAAGCGUUGAGCGAAGAGGAACAGAACAAACAGAUUGAAAAGAUCAAGAACAAACUUGCAAUCCUAGACGGUGCGUCGCCUGCUAGCUCUAGUGCCCUCAACGGGCUUUCGCUUGGUGGAGAAGACUCCUCUGAUGACGAUGACGACGAUGAUGACGACAUGAGCAGCGAGAGUGAAGAAGAGUGA